AUAAACAAAGAUUGCAAAAGUGUACAUCGUUUCCAGCAACCAGGCGCAGUGCGAUUUUUGUGAAAUUCUGCUGAUAUAAUGGACACCAUAGAAUCCCAACUGGCGGUGCGAAACAAAUGCGAACAGAUGCAGAAAUCUAUCAAAGAGCUGUACGAAUGGGAAGAGCAAAUGAAAAGCGCCAACAUCGCCAAAGUACAGCCAGCUGAUAAUAGUGAGAAGAAAGCUCUACCCCCGGUGCGAAGCGACGUGAAGGCAAUGAGCAAAUUUUCCGAGGACGUUGCGUCGCUGGAAAAACAAGAUGAAGCGGAGAGCGAAUCAGCGAAGAAAAAAAUGUUGGCCGAUGCGGAAAUUCUGAAAGAGAGGGGUAAUAAGCAGUGCAAGCUUGGCAACUACCAGGAAGCCAUUGAGCUCUAUACGCAGGCCAUCGAAACAUACGGCGAUAAUGCGGCCUACUACAGCAACCGUGCGCUGUGUUACAUGAAUUUGGAUCUUUUUGAUGAGUGUCUGGCUGACUGUAGCACCUCGAUUGAAAAGGAUCCCAAAUACGUCAAGGCGUACUACCGCCGGAUGCAGGCUUACGAGCGGUUGGGGGAAAGCGAAAAGGCGGCUGCCGAAUGCCGACAAAUACUGCAAUUAUCGCAGGAUGAAAGUGAGCUGAACGCGACCAAGCGAGAUUUAGCCCGAAUAGAGAAGCGCCUAAGCGAUGCCAACAGUCAGAAGGGAGCUUCUUCGCCGGGCAAGGAAAAGCCACCGAAGGGGGCGAAGAUGGAUCCAAUGCUGGCAUUGGUGAAGCAGGAAGCGGACAAGUACAAGGAGCUGGGCAACAAGCAUCUCGCACGCAAGGACUUUGAAAAGGCGGAACGAAGCUACAGCAAAGCAAUCUCUCUGUUUGGCGACGAGGCCAUUUACUACACAAAUCGCAGUCUCUGCUACUGGAAUCUGAAAGAUUACGACAAAUGUUUGGCCGACUGCAACAAGGCAAUACAGCUGGACGAAAGCUACUUCCGGCCGUAUUACCGCCGUAUGCAGGUGCGCGAACUUCGCGGCGCUUACCAGAGUGCGGUCGAGGACUGUCGUAAGUUUAUCGAGCUCACCAAGGACGAUAAACAGAAGCAGACGGCCGAGAAGGACCUGCAGCGGCUGGAGAGGCUGGUCAAGAGCGAGCAACCCGCCAAACAGGCGUUCGUUUGGAGUGAAAUCAAGAAAAAUGCCAAACUGAUCAAGUUCAUUCAGAAGCCACCGCACCUUCGAUCGAAAAAGCCACUAACCCGGAUACCCAUCAAGGACGUCAUUCCGUGUCCGAUUGCGAUCGACAGCCGAGUUCUUCCCCCACCCUCGCAGCGCAAAAGCAUCCCGGAUGCUGCGAUCGAUAAAAUGUUCAACAACAACACGGGCGAACGGUUGGUCGAGCCAAAAGAGGAGAUCAACCUCGAGCAUCUGUUUCCGGCACAUUCAAACAAACUGCGCAACUUGUUCUCUCCCCCAACCACACCGACCGAACAGAGAAAACCAAUUACUGCACCAGCAGCACCGGCAGCAGCGGUCGUAUCACCUCCAAACAAAACCACCACUCCCGUGCCCGUAGCAACAGCGGUAACAAAGGAGUCUACAAAUGCGAACUCGAAAGCAAAAGAGGGCAAAUCGGCAAGCACAGCUCAACCGGCGCAAUCAACGCAAAAUAAAAUAGAAAAGAAUAAGAUCAACCAAGGAAAUCAGGAUUCAAACGAAAAACGUCCCAAAAAGGUUGCUACUUUUGCUGCUGCUGCUGCACAACCACCAUCGAUGCGUCCCACAACCAUUCCUGGAGCUCCCAAGUCAAGCGCACAAUUUUACACCACAUGGAGUGGGCUGGACGAGGAUCUGCGAUAUCUGUACUUAAAGUCACUGAGUGGCAAGCCGAUGAACACACUGCUCGGUGCUAGCUUGUCUAGCGAAAUGCUUAGCGAACUGUUACACAUCCUACAUAAACGCUUCAUUCCUGACCGCGCAGAGGUGAGCCACGUGUUGAAGGAAAUCGUGCAGAAUGAAUCGAUAAACAUACUGUCGCUGAUGAUGAACAAAACGGAUCGAGACGCCGUGGCAGCAUUGCUCAAGUAUAUGGAAGCAAAUAAUAGUGCAACGAAGGAGGACUUGGACCGCAUCCGGCACAAACUGAUCUCAUGAAAUAGAACGUAAACGAUGCCACAGUAAAGCUAAUACCAGGUUCAAUGAAGGAUGUUCUUAUAUGGAAUUAUAAUGGAAAAUUGAAUUAAAUUCAACUGAAUUGAGAAAAAACACAAUAUCGUCGUCUAGUUUGCUAUCCUACCCGCAAGCUGGUGAGAGUAUGGCCUGCGUGCGUGUUCACCAAAAUCCAUUUCAAAUAUAUAACCACAUACAUCAUGUAAUUAGUUGGCAUUAAGGUUACUACUAUAGCAAAUAAAAUGAUUUUAAUGCUGAA
Messenger RNA from Anopheles merus, 2437 nucleotides. RefSeq names its product RNA polymerase II-associated protein 3 (gene spag). The record is from RefSeq and is a predicted model, not a curated record. The transcript is spliced from 6 exons. Gene Ontology annotation, molecular function: heat shock protein binding. Gene Ontology annotation, cellular component: cytosol; mitochondrion. Bases 79 to 2163 code for a protein of 694 amino acids. Lineage: Eukaryota; Metazoa; Arthropoda; Insecta; Diptera; Culicidae.